Molecule: messenger RNA, 1929 nt
Organism: Fonsecaea nubica
Lineage: Eukaryota; Fungi; Ascomycota; Eurotiomycetes; Chaetothyriales; Herpotrichiellaceae
Exons: 2
Coding region: 1-1929 (642 amino acids)
Source: RefSeq, a predicted model, not a curated record
AUGGCCAAUGGUCUCCCGGGCCAUUUGCACGAGUUUUACCGCCCUGUCAAAGAUGCUCCUUGGCUCGGAGGCGACCAUGAGUAUUCAUGGUUGAAUGAAGCAUGGCCCUACUCCUAUAAUGCGCUGAUUCCAUUGGCGUGGACAACCGACAAUGCGCGGCUGAAACACCAUGUCCUGCAGGUCACGGAUUGGGUCGUUGAGCACCAACACGCAGACGGCUGGCUGGGCCCGGAGGAGGACCUGCCGCGUCGGAAUUUCUGGGCGAGAUAUCCCCUCUUCUUGGGCUUCAUGCAGCUGGUGGACGCAGAGCCCGAGCUGGGCCAGACCAUGAUACUGCCGGCAAUGCACCGCUUCGUUCGGCUCAUGUAUUCCAUGCUGCAGGACCACCACCAGGGCUACGUCUGGAAACCGGGUGAUCUGUUCGACGAACAAUGGGGUCGCUCUCGUGCGGCAGACAUGGUGCUGGCCCUGCAGUGGCUUUACGAGAAAUACCCCAUGGGCAACGAAAAGGCUAUCCAUUACUGCAUGGUUCAAAUGUACGAGAUGGCUUAUGACUGGUCAUAUUGGUUCCACGAAGAUCAUUUCUUGAAAGGCGAUCUAGAUACUUACCCGGAAGAUGUCAUCAAGAGCCUGUUCCCCUAUAUCCACGGUGUCAACGCUGGUCAAGGGCUGAAAUGGGGGGGUGUGAUGAGACGACUCGUCCAAGAUGACGCCCUUAUCAACACCACCAGGAACGGGGUCAACUGGACUUUUCGCUACCACGGAACUCCAUCUGGUGCCAUCAUUGGGGAUGAGCGUGAGGCGGGGCUGAGCCCGACCCGAGGUACUGAGCUUUGCAGCGUGGUGGAAUCGAUUUUCUCUUUGAGCUAUUUGUAUCAGGCGAUGGGAGACCGCGACUUCGCAGACAAGUCAGAGUUGGCUGCUUACAAUGCUUUGCCUGUCAUGUUGAUGCCCCACUGGUGGGCUCAUCAAUACGUCGCACAAACCAACCAACCCGUCAGUCAUCAACUUGACGACUCCCCGUUUUGGAAUGUUGGUCCCUUGGGCCAGACUUUUGGAACGGAACCAAACUACCCGUGCUGCACUGUCAACAUGCAGGGAUAUUCAAAGUUUGUUCCAGCCAUGUUUGUGAUGGACGGCGAAGACGGGUUGGUCCAUGCUCUGCUAGGCCCGGCUCAUGUCCGCACCACGCUGAAGAGGCGGCAUGAGGUACAGAUUCGGUGCGAUACAAACUACCCGUUCAGCAACUACCUUUCCUAUGAGAUCAAGGCGACAAAGGCUUUUCGGUUUUCCUUCAGGGUCCCUUCUUGGGCUAUGCUAGAUGCAAGCAUUGUGGUGGUCGACCGGGGAAAACGGCACCCCCUCGCACCGAACAAUGCCACAGGCCUGCAUACGAUGGUUGUAUCAGCGGGAAGGACCCGUGUCGAGGUUUCGUUCAGCGCAAAGCUUCGAGUCGAAUCUAGAGCCAACGACACCGUUUCCGUCUAUCACGGUGCUCUGCUCUAUGCGCUGCUAAUCGCUGGAGACUACACUGCCUCGCGUCCGGCCAACUACCCCGGAAUGGAGGCCCCUCCCGAGGCAAAUGACUGGUCGAUCCUCCCAAGAGAUUAUUGGAAUCUGGCCAUAGACGCCACGACUCUGAAGUUCUAUGAAUAUCCCAAUCGAUACGAUGCUUGGCUUCCACAUCCGAUCUGGCACGAGGAGCGGCCGCCUGUCAGCAUCUCGGCCUUAGCCUGCCAGAUCGAGUGGGAGCUUCAAGACGGGUAUGCACCAAAUCCGCCAUUGGCUGGUCAGCGGAAUUGCACCGGAAGGGCCUUUCCGGUCGAACUGCGCCCCUACGGCAGUGCGAAGCUGCACAUGGCCGAACUGCCCGUCGUGAACUUACGGCCAGGGAGUCCAGAUUUGUGGCAGCCAGGUCUAGAUAUUUGA